AUGGUGGUGUUCAUGUUCUGGAUUUUUGUUUUUAACAAUUCUGCUUCUUGUUGUAUUGGGAACUAUUUUGAAAAUCUUUACAUCCAUGAGCUAAUGGUGACCCAACUUGUUUCAUCAAAAGAGGAUAGUGAGAAGACUGGCAAAGUGACAUCUGCAGGGAUGUAUUUCUUACAUUUUCAAGUGUACAGAAUGGAUUCAACUGUGAAUGCAUUGGCAAUGGCAAAGGACCCAGAAGCUGCUUUCUUCAAAAGGUUGGAAGGCCUUCAACCAUGUGAAGUUUCACAAUUAAAAGCUGGCACUCACAUAUUCGCCGUCUAUGGCGAUAACUUCUUCAAAACUGCUUCUUAUACGAUUGAGGCUCUUUGUGCAAAGUCAUAUGAGGAUACAACACAUAAGCUUAAGGAUAUUGAGGCUCAGAUUUUGAGGAAGAGAAUUGAGCUACGGCAAUUUGAGACAGAAUACAGAAAGGCAUUGGCACGCUUUCAAGAAGUGACCAAUAGAUACACCCAGGAAAAGCUGUCUGUGGAUGAGUUGCUGAAACAGCGAGACACUAUCCAGUCUUCAUUCACCGUAACCAGGUCGGUCAUCAACUUUAGUGGGGGUGGCACUCAUGUUAGUAAUGGAAGUAGUAGUAGUAAAGUUCCCGGUGAGGAUUUCACGGCUGAGAGCCCCGGAGAAGACGGAAGCUCGGACGGAAAGGAUAAAUCAUCCAAAAAGAAAUGGUUCAAUCUUAACCUAAAAGGGUCUGAUAAGAAGUUGGGUUAAAAGGGUGUGCUUAUAUAGUCCUGCAUUGUUUGCAAGGUUUGACUUGCCUUUUAUUUGUUCAAUUCAUUUCUUCCUUGUGGAUCCCCCAAAGGUUGUUCUUUACAGUUUAUUAUAGUCCAUUUCGACAAACAUAGCGAAUGAUUUGUGUGUGCAUAUAUCUUUGUUUUUUGAUUUUUUUUUUAUCAAUUGAAAUGAAUUGCCUGUU
Molecule: messenger RNA, 970 nt
Organism: Camellia sinensis
Lineage: Eukaryota; Viridiplantae; Streptophyta; Magnoliopsida; Ericales; Theaceae
Source: RefSeq, a predicted model, not a curated record